AUGUUUGGUGCAUUUAAAUCCACCUUGACCUUGAGUGGAGGUUACUUGUGGAAGAAAGCCCCAAGAUUAUCAGCACCUCAAAAGAAUAGAUUAAGAAAGCGUAUGAAACAAGUUGAUUCUAAUAUUGAAGAAAUUUAUAAAGGACUUAUUGAAGCCAAGGGUAAAACUUAUGGUGAAAAGACCGGUGUUAAAAAAGUUGAUUAUUUGAAAUUUGUAUUUCCAAAGGAACAUGAAAUGUCACCUAAAGAUAAAUAUACUACAUUUUGUAAAAAUGAAAAGAAUUAUAGAAGGCUGGUUCAUUUAAUGCCAAAAUGGACAAAGAGAUCAUUUAGAGAAAAUCCAAAGUAUUAUUAA
Molecule: messenger RNA, 354 nt
Organism: Scheffersomyces amazonensis
Lineage: Eukaryota; Fungi; Ascomycota; Pichiomycetes; Serinales; Debaryomycetaceae
Product: mitochondrial 54S ribosomal protein mL60
Exons: 1
Coding region: 1-354 (117 amino acids)
Cellular component (GO): mitochondrial large ribosomal subunit
Molecular function (GO): structural constituent of ribosome
Source: RefSeq, a predicted model, not a curated record